Paralichthys olivaceus (Japanese flounder) is the source of this 2890-nucleotide messenger RNA. It is a transcript of the gene fam117aa, whose product is annotated as family with sequence similarity 117 member Aa. Lineage: Eukaryota; Metazoa; Chordata; Actinopteri; Pleuronectiformes; Paralichthyidae. The record is from RefSeq and is a predicted model, not a curated record.
GUCGCCUGGACGGGGCAGAGGAUGGUGUUGAUGUUUCCGUGCAGGCAGCUACAGCACCCAUAAGAUUUCUCUGAGAUGUGGAGGGCCGCGUAAAAGAACAGGUUUUGUUUCUGGGGACGGAGAGCUGUGACGUAGCCAGAGAGUUAAACGACUGUGCGUAAUGUUAGCUGGCUUAUGAAUGUCAUGGACACCGGUCAAUGGAGGCUCAGAUUGUUUGCAGGCGUGUGAAGCAGUUGACUCUGAGGAGGCAGCGGAGGCACCAGAAACUGCUGAGUGUCUGAUCCCGCUGGUCAACUCAUGAUGAACUUCCAGCCGUCUGCACCCAACCAGCAGCCUGCAGCGGUCAACCAGACUCCCACUGGUAGAAGAUCGAGAGUCAAAGUGAAGAAAUCGACUCCAAGUUCCUGGGCAGAGGAGGGCCAGGGAAGGAGAAGUGCUGGCGGACACAAGCGCUCAGCGUCGUGGGGAAGUGCAGAACACCUGAGGGAGGUGGCCAAGCUGAGGCAUCAGUUGCAGAAGCGCUCUCGCCAUGCCCCUCCCUCAGCUGCGGGGCACGGGCUCCCCCACCACCCCUUGCCAGCAGGUCAUGCGGCAGGCGUCGCUCAGGCAACACCCCUGAUGCCACUGAACAGACUCGCCCCACGACUGAGAUGCAGCGUCGAAGGUCUUAACCUGGAGCUGGAAGACGUGUUUGGGUCUGAGAAACCAGAUGAUCAACUUGAGGUUUUGGAUAUCCCAGACGGCCACAGGGCUCCUGUCCCUGCCCAGAGGUGCAGCAGUGGCUCUCAGAGCGAGCCCUCCCCUGGGCCCCUGGACCCUUCCCUCCUGUCUCCCUGUCAGUCACCCUGUCCUCUCGAUCCAUCUCUUCUCUCGCCUUCAAACUCCCCUCGUACCUUGAACCCGUUGCUUUUGUCACCCUCCCAGUCUCCCUGUCCCAUUGGAGAGCCAGAGCCGGUGGACUGUGAGACCCUGUGUCCCUCUCCAUCUUCACUGCUUCCUUCAUUUGCACUGGAUCCUCCUCAGCUGCAGCCCUGCUCCUCUUCCCCUCAGCCCAGUAAAACCUACUCCUUCCAGCGCGAGCCACCUGAGGGCUGUGAGCGGGUUCGAGUGUGCGAAGAGGCAAUGUCUGCUUGUCAGGAUGAGCCUCUCCUCCAGCCGUCCUGCCCCGACCCCAACAAGGUGAACUUUACUCCCCACGGAGGCUCUGCUUUCUGCCCCGUCAGUCUCUUGAAGCCCCUCCUGCCCUCCAUGGACCUCCUCUUCCGGGGCUUGUCGGUGUCUCCUGUCACCGGCUGCCCGGGACAAGCGUCUCCUACCAGGCACCUCGGCAUGCAGUAGGUGGACUCCUGAGGAGAUCAUCUCAGGACUAAAGCACACUAUACAGCAGGGACCUGGGGAAACUGGAUGUGUUCUACAUGCCAGCAGAUGCCUGCACUCACUUGGCUCAUCAGUGGUGUUACAGGGCACGAUCACCGUGAUCAAUAGAAGAGACGUUGAGACUGUUAUGGUCAUACUUCAGACUCACUUUGGCCUGAAAAUCAGGAUGUUUGGAUUCAGCUGAUAUUUACUUCAUAGGCACUUGAUUUGUUUUGUAAAAUAGUCUUUCCCUAUGUGGGCUGAGACUACAGGCCUUCAGCUCUGGAAAUGUUGGCAAAUGCUAAAAACAUUUCAAGGAUCACUUAGGCUUUUCCCUUUUGGAUUUUUAGUUAUAUGCAAACAGCUCAGACAAAGACUACAGUCUGCUGGGAUGAUUUUUAAUAUCAACACGAGUGAAUUCAGAGACAAAAGCCAAGCAUUUAGCUCACGUGUUGACAUGAGUAUUACUUCCUUACUAUCCUUUACUGUCGAUUAAUACCUCUGUAAAGCAUAGUUAAGUUGAGGUGUUCAUAUUUGAAAAACAAAAUACUUGAUGGGUUUACUCCUUGAGUUUUAUAAGUCUUUGGCCUAUAGUUUACAACAGCCUACUUUUCUACAAAUGUAUUUCUAGCAAGAUUUAUAUUUUUGUAUCUUUGUAAUGAACUUAUGAGGCUGGUGAUUCUGUUUUUCUAUUCAAUAAGGAAACUGACUUGUGUAGUUUGGUGGUUUAUAAGCAGGGAUGGGUGUUUUAAGAGCUUUACUCAGAGAUGUUCUGAUACCAUUUUUUUUUCUUGCUAAUGCCAAUUCUGAUACCCGGACAUUGUGUAUCAGCCGAUACAGAAUACAAAUCUGAUAACAGUGCAUUUAGUAGAAUAAAAAAUUAUGAUAUGUACUUGAAACUGAAGUCUUGCAUGUGGUACAUGUCUUGUGGGACUGUGCAGUGUGAAAUAUUGCCAAAUUGUUGACAUUUCAGCUGGCUCUGACAAAUGCUACGUUAAACAAUACUUGCCAGUGGCAGUACAGCAAAUACUGUUUUUGAGUGGUGAAGAAAAAGUGAUUUUCAGGAAAAGAAAAUUGCAGUUUAAGCUGGAAUGAACUGAUAUACUUUUAACAUGUGGUAUUGGGUCUGUACUUAGGUUUGCGCACUAGUAUCUGAGACAUUUCUGAUGCUGGAACAUCUCUAGCUUUACUUGCUUACAGCGGGCAUUGUUCUUACCAAACUGUUGCAACCUCUUUAAUAUUCUGAGUGGGUGACACUGAUGUUUUGAUCAGUCUCAGUGGUUAAAUACUGUUUGAUAUAUGUUCAAAUAGAUAAGACACUGUCUUUGUCAGCAUCGUCCCAUGCAACAUUGAUUAUUAAAACCAAACCUACAGUAAAAAUAACCUGGUGCGAAUUAACUAUUUGUAUUAUUAUUCAGCUCUGAGUUUUCUCAGACUUGAUUAUUGCACCCUUUCUCUUACCCUUUUCAGGGUGAUACCAGAUCAGAUGUUUUGGUGUGCUUUGGCUUUUUUUUAAUAAAAUAAAAUUCAUUCA